This is a messenger RNA of Diprion similis, 7236 nucleotides long. RefSeq names its product rotatin (gene ana3). Gene Ontology annotation, biological process: centriole replication; centriole-centriole cohesion; ciliary basal body organization. The transcript is spliced from 29 exons. NCBI's taxonomy places the organism in Eukaryota, Metazoa, Arthropoda, Insecta, Hymenoptera, Diprionidae. The coding region runs from base 144 to 6632 and encodes 2162 amino acids. The record is from RefSeq and is a predicted model, not a curated record. Gene Ontology annotation, cellular component: centrosome; ciliary basal body; centriole.
CAGCGCAAAAGAGAUAAAAGAUUAUUGACAGCUCUGGGAGCUAAUUUCGGAACGCACCCUUUGUAGCGGUGAAAUUUUCAAACGUGUUUUAUAACCUAAACGAUGACUGACAACAACGCCGAUGAAUAUGGUCGUUUUAUAAAAUGAGUAGUAUUAAUACGAUAACGUCGGUCCACAUAAAAAAAUUAGGCCAUUCGCUCGACGAAAUUCGCCUGAGAGCACUCGACAGUAUCAUUUCAAAAUUUGAUCACGGUUUCGGUUGCGAUUGUGAAGCGGUCAAGAAGGAGCUUAUUCUCAAGCUAUUCAAUUGGUUCACGUUUUCAAAUGUCCCGCAGCCAGAAAAAGUUUUGGAUUUACUCCUACGAUUAAUUCAGGCAAGUGGAGAAAAUUAUGCAAACGCUUUUGGUAGACUCAGAUUCCAAAAUGAAGUACGUGAAUUACGAGCCAACCUUGAUCCGUCACAUCACAAUAAAUUGUAUGAAAUUGAGGCUGUUGUUACAGCUACAAAUAAUUCACAGCGGUCGGCUGAAUUGGAGGUCCAAACUAUCAAGAGACCAGGUCGGUUUGUUACAUCUUCCACAGAAACUGCAGAUCUCCAGCUUAGAGACAUCGAAGAGAGUAAUAGCAUUUUGCAAACUUCUACAACAAAAACUACAUCGUUCGCAAGUACAUCACUAUUUGAUCCGAGUCUUCAAUGUGGAGAUGGAACACAUAUUGACAAAAAGACGAAUGGCGGUAUAAGGUGGCUCGUUAUGCCCUGGCAGCCUCUAGUUACUUCGGACAGAGGUGUGCUAGCUGCUAUUGAAGAAGCACUGCACAAUGUAACUGAUACAAGUCUAAUACUACAUACGUGUCAAUUCAUCACAAACGUUAUGUUGCAAGACUUUCCAGCAGAAGUUUUUUUACAACGGCCAGCUAUUGUCACGGUUUUACAUAAUCUUAUUUCAGCAAACGAGGAUUACGAGGAGGGUAAUUUUUCAGAGAUAGCUACAGCACUGCUGAAAACUUUGUACAAGUUGACACGUUCUCUAAGAUUUCGUAUUUACUAUUAUUGUGAUCCUUGUGUCGCCAAUAAAAAACAAAAGCUGCUGGCAGAAAAUGUGGAAAGUGCGACGUACCCCUCGUCCGAGGAAAGAGACAGUCCAGAUGCCGGACUUCCAGAAGCGAAUUAUCAAGCGUAUCAAUCCGCGGGUACAAGCGAACGAAGUCAAAGUAUUGUAGAUAACAUAGAAGAAACUGUCUUACAAUCGCAGCAAAUGACAAUACCUACCUAUUGCAUACAAACACUGCAGAAUAUUUUGUUACUUUUGGGUCUUCCAAUCGAUCCUGCAUUUCCAUUGACACAUGUUAUACAUGUAACAGAUUUGGCCUAUGAGCUUAUUCGGCUACUAAACAUAAGCCUUUUGCCCAAUAUUUGGCUGUGUGGUGACAGCGAGUCUUUGAAAGUGAACGAAAGCUUGAAGACCUUGUUAAAUCUGCUUGGCGAGAUAAUUGAAUAUCUAGCAUCCUAUUCCAGUGUGGAUCACUGCAGAGUCACAUAUUUGCAACUUGUGUGCAUUACGACAAAACUGCUCAGCAAUCUCGUUCCACUAGAAUUAGCGGACUUGAUACUUGCCAAACCAUUAAAGCUUGCAAUUGUCACUGCUGUCAUGGACGCACCAACGUACUUAAUGUAUCCAGAUAUACACGCAAUUUUACAAGAAUAUGCAAGACAAUUUCAUGGAAAAGAAGAGCGCGAGAAUAUGAAAUUCUUUGACGAAACAUGUCUAAUAACAAAAUCGAUGCAGGCUGCUAUUUCGUUAAUGAAAAAUAGUCCUGAAGUAUUCGGGCCAAUUGCGCUAAAAAAGAUUUAUGCCUCAAAAUUAUGCUUUUCGUAUCAUAAAAAUUUCAGUAUAAUUACUCAGGCAGUUUCAAUCUUACAAAAUCUUGAAGAGUGCCACAUAGAUCCUAAUGACAAAGCGGUAGCUACGAAACUGGUACUCAAUUUAUUAGCGAAUAAUGAUGUGGAUGUACAACUGGCAAUGUAUGUAGAAUGCCAUAAACUAGUCGUAGCGAUUUUAGGAGUAACAUUCACUAAAGGAAAACAUUCGUGGAGUAGAAUAUCGUUUCUUCUGGAACCAAGUAUUUUGGUGGAAAUUAUUUGUCAUGGACUGGGCAAUGAGAAUCCAGAGCUAAGAAACUUGGCUGAAGAAAUUGUAGUGUAUUUACUCAAAGCGAAAAUUCAAUUGGGAGAAGAAGGAUGGCGCACCUUCUUAGAAGUCCUUGCACCGGCUCAUGCCCUUUUGCAAUGUUUUGCUAGUACUAAGUCAACGUUAGGAUCAUGUGUUUUGAAAAUGUUAGACCCGGAUUUGUGGUCUAGUAUUCAGCUUCCAUAUAUUGAGGUUUUAAAGGGCAACACUAGGCUUUUGUUUGCUAUCAAUUCUGAAGUUAGAGAAGAGGCAGUUUGUCGGCUCAUCUGGCUGUUGGGAAAGGAAACUGAUUCUGUUAAAAAGUUACCGCGGUUAUCCUCGCUUCAUGGUCUGCCGCUAAGUUCUGUCUGCAUAAUCGAUAGAAAUACUUCAAUCAGACAAAGCCAAGGCAAUUAUCAGAAAAGCAGUUUGUUGUCUGUUAUUGAGAUGCUAAAUGCACCUGGAGUUGAUCCGAAAAUGCGAAAAUCAGCAUUGGUACAAAUUAGCGUGAUGCUUACUGAUUCAUCGCUUCAUAGUAUUUUUAUCAACGAAAACGGCGUGGAGUUGAUUUUAAAAAUUUUCGACAGCGCCUUGAUUGAACAGGAGUACACAAAUUAUCCAGAUUCUGUAAUCCCUAUAUUGACAAUACUGAAGUUGAUUUGCUCAAUGGAUAGCUCUACAAGACACGAAUUGGCAGGCCGGCCUGACAUAUAUUUGAAUAUUCUCCGAAGUUUAUUUUUGUUUCCAAAUAACGAUUGCGUGAAGAACGAUGGGUCACAUCUUCUGUGUUUGCUAUUGUACAGCGAUUACAUUCUCAGAGUUGGAGACAAAGAAACAGAUAGAACAAAUUCUAUGAAUGUAUCUCUUCCGUAUCUUGUCGUAGCAAGGAUGAGGUUGCCAUUCACAAGUAAAUGCCAUUGGAAAACCAGUAUCCACAGGCGUCCAGAUUUGUCAGUUCUUCACAGCAGCAAUGAAAGGGCAUUGACAUUUGUGAGGCAAUAUUGGGCUUGGGAAUGGAAUGAUAAAUUCGAUAUGUUGUGGAAAUCUAUCCAAACAAUAAACGACACUCGGAUAUCAGAAAGACUAAUGAUCCACGAAUCUGAAUUCACGUGUCUCCAACUGAGUUCGGUACGUUACUGUUGUCAGCAACAACUGUAUAACAUACAGAAUUCAACUACCCAUGGUGGCGUAAUAUAUGCACUCGAUUUCCUCAUUAUGUAUCUGAAGUUGUAUGAUAUGUCAAAGUGUAUCGAAUUAUCUGACGUUACUUCUCUGCCGUGGGAACAAUCGUUUGAGCGAUUUUUAUUAUCACAUCCCACCAGCUCAGAAGAUUCCAAACUAUUCGUCCAUGUUCUAUCGUUUCUCUACUCAUUUGUGAACGUCACAAAAAGUGGAAGCAAUGCUUGGCUCUGUAAGAUUAUGAAAAACAUGACAAAAUCUCUGUCCGAUUUACUUCGAAAUCUUGAUACAAACAACCAGGAUGCACAUCAGGCCAUACUCAAGCUGGCUCGAGCAUGUUCAGCGACUGAGUCGAUGGAUGAAACUCACAGUAAAUCGAAAGAUGAAUCGUGGAUUAAUUUCAUUGAGCUUGUUGUUUCAAAUCUUUGUUUUGGUGAUCAGCAGCACUUCUAUAAUCUGGCCUAUCUCGACUGGCUCCUCUCGUGCCUUUCUUACUUGACGGGAAAAUGUCAGUGGAAUAAACAUAAGAACUUGUUAAUUUCACUUGCCAAUGCAUUGAUCGAACUGAUCAUAUCAUUUCAUGGAGCAGGAACUUAUAGUUACAUGGGGCUUUCGAUAACGAGGAAUUCAAUUUUGUGCUUAAAUCAUUUACUAUAUCAGAUGCAAAAGAAUUUUGAUAAAAAGAUGUGGUCGACAUUUUGGUACGACGAGGGACGUGGUCUCAGCUGGUUGCCAAUGCUUUGGCAGAAUCGAGAUCCUCUGGUUAGAGCAUCGGCACUGCAGUUACUCGCAGGAUUGACUGCUGCGCAACAUACAGCUGCACAACUUUUGAACGCUGUUGCAUUAGCUCCAAAUGAAUUGUGCCAUACAUUGCUCGAUCACAUUACGAAUAGGAUGGAAUCUUGUAUAGUAAGAGAACAAGCAACUGUAGCUUUGAGCAAUGUUCUACGGAAUUGCAAAUCAUCGGCAUAUCAAUAUGCAGAUUCACUAAAGUCUGAAGCUAUUCUAAUAUUUGCUGAACAAAGCAAUAUUUAUUACGAAAUAAGUCUGGUAUGCUCCAACGUUUAUAUGCUGUCAACGCUGGAUCCAGAUCCAUCUAGUAAUGUUAGUGAAGAACUUAUGCUGUGGCAAUCCGAACACAGUGACACGUUUGAUAGUACAUUGUUAUCACGAAAACAUGUCACCCAGGUUUAUAAUUGUCACGAGGAGUAUAAUUUGCUUUCAGGCAAGGACUCCGAAAUAACCGAGGAAGAUAAUUCUCUUCAAUUUGUAUCCACUCCGUCUCUAAUCACAGCCAUUUGUACCUUACUUACUGAUUUAAUAUACGCUGAUGAGCAUAAUGUCAUUCGGCACUUCUAUGAACAUUCGAUAGAUAAAUAUUUUUUUGGGUGUUUCAAAGGGAUUCCACAGAAUAUUGACUCAAGGAAAGGUCUAGUGCAUUACUGUGAUGUCAUUGAAAUGUAUACUGGCUUAUGUACAGUAAUCACAAAGUGUGUUACACAUAACAGCAAGCUUACGACCACAGUAAACUUUUCCCCCGACUCGCUUUAUCUAGUUAUAAGUCUAUUAAAUCAUAGUUUAUAUUAUACACAAACACCAAGAUUAAUUUACCUACGUAAUCAGCUUUGGACAGAAAUUUACAAGUUGUUAGCUGUUCUCGCCAUUUCGGAGAAUCAAUGCUCGGAGGCUGUGCAAUCUGCAAUCGAAUUAUGCGGGCCAGAAUUAGUGGUGUCUUCGAUGUGCAUCGCCAUUAAAAAUUCUACCUCUGAGCUUCAAAUGAGCGCAAUUGGUUCACUCGCAUCUCUCCUGUCAUAUGAAGUUCAGAGUGAUGUGCCAUUGAGGAAGGAUGCAUCGUUGAAAGUCAUACUAGACACAAGUCACACUAGAAUUCCCGAUAGGUGUAAAGAAGUAAGCUUGAGGAAUGUUGCGUCAGAUAUAAAUAAACUGUCGAUAAAAAACGUGAACAUGCAUCUGAAGAAAUUAGAUAAUAGUGAUCUAAAUGGGGAAAAUAUGUCCAACAAAACUGAAAGGAUAACUGCAGAUAAAAAACUAACUCUGAUUGGUUCGGAAAUUUGUAAAACAUUGUUGCAACUCUAUGUUGCGCACAGUUAUACCAGAUUUAAAAAAAAUCGUAAACCAACGGACGACAAGGAUCUCAUAAUUGGAGCCCUUACAAACUUACUAUGCGUAUCCAUAGAAGCUAAGAAAACUGCACUCGAGGAGGGAUUACCCGACACUACAAUGGUGCAGCUAAAAGAAUUAUACGUCAAACUCAAUUUACAACCCUUGGAACUUCAGAAGAAUGGCUCUGACAGAGAAAAUAAAAUGAAUCCUUUACUUCACGAGGCAGAAUGUAUUUUCACGCUACUCAUGAAUUUCAUGUACAAUGGUCUACAAAUGAAAAAAACUAUGGCAAAAGCUGGAUUAGCGGACAUCUUGCAUAAGUUGUGGGCUUGGGUUUCAACGAAUAAAUCUGUUACAAUUUCUGCACUGAAAUUGCUGGCAACUUUCACAACUCAUUGCCAAGAAGCUACACAGUCUUUGACAUUAACGUCAACGCUACCUGGAGUUGGACUUAGAAAAACGCCAAAUACCGUUGCUUUGAUUCAUGUUAUGAUACACUUGGCUGCGAAAGAAAUUGAAAAAGCUGGUCGUAACUUUGACAAUCAUAAACUCCAUUUUGCUUUUCAUAUUUUACGGAAUGCUACUCAUAUCCAUGAGUGCAGAGUCUCAAUUUCAAAGAGUAAUCUACUACAGUUUUUCUCUAAAAUUCACCCAAUGACAACGAAAAGAGUGAAACCAUGGCCUCUGGUGGAAAUAUAUUGCUUGGAAUUUUUAAUCGACUUCACAUAUCACGAAGAAGGACAGAUAGCUGUAUCAAAAGCUACGGAUGGUCUGGAUGUUCUAAUCCAAUUAGCUAAGUGCUCAUCAUCGUCAAUUAGAAUUUUGGCUAUAUCAAUACUGCGGAACCUGGGAUUCAACACAGCAAACAGACCAAGGCUUUUGAGUUUAGUUGAUUUCAUCAACUUGCUGCAUAAUAUAUUCAGAAAAGGAUCAUUGGCUGAAAUUGGAGUAGCGGGUGCUACCCUUUGGUCUCUAGUCAGCAACAACCAAAAGGGUAAACUUAUUGCUAGGAAUGCUGGUUUUCUCCAAAGUAUUCAAGAAGUACUGGGUCGAUUGACACUCUCUGUUCCACAUGCCGAACAACAGCAAGAAUUAGUAAAAAUGUUGCAAUACCUGAUACGCAUUUUAUCAACUUCUGAAAAUCCAAACCACGGAACUUAAUUUCUACAAAGGUAAGAAUUUUAUAUUGAUUCAAUAUUCAAUGAAUUUGUAAAUAUGUUUCAAAUCCAGUUAUUCUCUUGCAGAAUAAUCGAUUUAGUUAAACUUAUAACUAAUUAAAAUACUGUAAUUUUAACUUAUAUCAUAGACUGAUUAUUUGAAUAAGAUCUGUUAAGCGUAUUUACAUAAAGCUUAUAAAUUUUAUACGCAGAUAUCCUGACUUUAAUUGAUCAUUUGUAAUAUUAAACACAAAGCGUCUCGUUUAUUCGUUGAAAUGUUCUUAGAUCGUCAAACGUUUCCUGCAGACAUUUGUGAUUUACAAAAAUUCGCAAAAACUAUAAUGCUGUUUUAUUUGAGAUUUUUUUGAUUACAAAAGUAAUAUGCCUACGGGGACAAGGUUAGUCCGGAUCGUUGUGUCUUUAAAAAACUUGCCUGCCAACGCGCUGAUUUAAAUAUUUAUCGUUAAAUUAAUGAGGAGGAAAAGCUGGUUUUUGUUCUUUUUCUUUUAGACAUUCUGUAUAUAGACGAAGAUACCAUAUUUGUUUGUACAUACAUACGUUGGUAUAAACAGCUUGUAUAAAACAAAUUUCACAGCUAAAACACUCAA